AUGUCAAGGCGAUCGUCUACGAUAUCCGAUUCAUCUACUUCGGGCAUUUCGAUCAAUUCCUCAUCAUUGUCAUCGUCAUCAUCGUCAUCAUCAUCAUCAUCAACACAAUGUUCAAAGCCUCCACCCAUAUUCGUGAUUUAUCAACCAGCACAGCGUUUGGAGCCCUGUCCACGGCGACAUCAUAAUUUGGAUACAAAACGUCUGACAUUUCGGCAGAAUGUACAUCUUGCUCGAUUACAUUACCUUCGACAGAACAAUGUAUGGCGUCUUAUGUUCAUUGGCUGUUGUGUUCCAUUCUUUUUCAUCACUUCGAACAAAGUAUGGAUUGAAUAUGUCACACACAAGACUGUGGUGAACAUGGAAUUCCUCACACCCACUUUGGUCAAUAUUCCAUCCAUUACAUUGUGUGUUCGACUCAAAUUGAAUGGUUUUGAUGAAAAUAUGGAUUAUUUUCUGGACACUGAUCUAAACUUGCAUCAUCAAAAUCACAAUGGUUCACUAACGAUUAAUUCGCUUGCUUUGUCACAAGUAGUAGAACAAUGUAAACUCUUUUCCAACACUAUUAUUAUUGUCAACGAAUCGAUGCCUGUCUUUGAUUGUGAAUCGAUCGCACCGGUUGUCACCAGUUUCCAAUAUGGUCACAAAUGUUUCACCUAUUUUUCCGACAUUUAUGGUCAUUUAAGUCGAUUGCCGUUGGAUAAACGGCCAUUUUUAGAAUAUGACAUGUUUCCUUCUGUUCAAAUCAUUUUGUCACCACAGCUGAUGCGUAAAAAGAAUGGAACCAAAUUUUCCUUUGUCAUGGAUCACAUCGACAAGAAUCGAAGCAAUGCAUCGUCUCUGUUCGCCAUGAUACAUGAUAAUAAAAAUUUACCUUCCAUGCUGGAGAACAGUAUCCGUUUUGUGCUGCCCGAUAAUAGUAUGGCUAUUUUUUAUGGCGAAAAAAUCGAACAACUUAAACCAUCUCCAUUCGAUACAAAUUGCUUCGAAGGCUAUGAUUAUACAUUGGACGACAAAUUAGUCAACUGGAAUGGUCAACUAGCUCCCUUACCAAACGGAUUUCGUUCAUCAGGCGAAUGUUUUGUUCAUUGUUUAUCUGGACAUCUGAAUGAAGAAUGCAUCAAUUAUUACUCUCUACUCACUGAUCAAUGGAUCCGUCGUUGGUUACAAUACAAUCAUACUCGAAUGAUGCCUUUUUGUUCGCUCAAACAUAUGGCUUGUCAACAUUUUGGCUACUGGAAACAAUUGGACGAUUGCACGCGAAAAUGUCGUCCAUCUUGUCUACGCCGAUGGUUCACGAUGACCAAAGUGAAUAGCGAACCAUACAAUCAAACAUCAAUAACUUUGUUCCGUUCAAAUGAACCAUCCCAAUUGAUUGAACAUGUGGAAGCAACGUCUUUGGAAACAUUUCUUGGCAAUAUCGGUGGUCAUCUACAUGUAUGGCUAGGCAUAUCGGUAGUUGAAAUAUUCAACUACAUUAUCCGUGUCAUACGUCUUCGGCAAUUUAGUGGAAUACUAUGCUGUCUUUACAUAUUGUUUAAACGAUCAAGAAAUCCCUGACUACUAAUGGAUUGAUUGUUGUUUCUGUGUUUGUGUUUGAUGGACCAUCUGUCCAAUGAUGAUUGUGCCAUUU
Molecule: messenger RNA, 1630 nt
Organism: Dermatophagoides farinae (American house dust mite)
Lineage: Eukaryota; Metazoa; Arthropoda; Arachnida; Sarcoptiformes; Pyroglyphidae
Biological process (GO): sodium ion transmembrane transport
Cellular component (GO): plasma membrane
Molecular function (GO): ligand-gated sodium channel activity
Source: RefSeq, a predicted model, not a curated record